This is a messenger RNA of Teleopsis dalmanni, 1403 nucleotides long. RefSeq names its product torsin-1A-interacting protein 1 (gene TORIP). Gene Ontology annotation, molecular function: ATPase activator activity. Lineage: Eukaryota; Metazoa; Arthropoda; Insecta; Diptera; Diopsidae. The coding region runs from base 107 to 1063 and encodes 318 amino acids. Gene Ontology annotation, cellular component: membrane. Gene Ontology annotation, biological process: membrane organization. The record is from RefSeq and is a predicted model, not a curated record. The transcript is spliced from 4 exons.
CAUUUUUACACAAUUUUUAGAUCAACUUUGUUUCUUUCCUUUAAAUAUUCUUUAAUGUGCUUCAUUGUUUUCUAAAUAAACUGAGUUUGUUGAAUUUUUUAAAAAUAUGCUGAUGUCGCCUAAUUUCAAGGAUAUGCCAAUAAGAGGUAGAAGAAAUGUGCAUAGUGAACCGGAAAGUCCAAAGUUAGAUAAAACUGCUUUACCUGAUACAUGCUCCAGUGAAGAUGAUUCUGACGAUGAAACAAGAUCGGUUGACACAGAAUAUUCAGACAACUUUGAGUCCACACAAAAUAUAUCUAAUACGUUUGAAACAUCGCGAAAAAAAUUACAUGGUUCUCUAAAUGAGCGAUCUAACUAUAUAAAACAUACUGAAUGUUAUGACAAAAAAUCCUCAGAAUCACAUUUUGGUCGCUAUACAAAGAGCUUGAUUGUUGUAAUUGCUGUAAUAGGUUUAUCGAUGUACUUUUUUGUAAUAUUAAAAGCACAGCAACCAACAAAUAAAAGUUGUUCCUUUAAUGAGCUUCGUCAAAAGUAUCCAACUCAGCAAGAAAAGAUUUGGCGAAGACUUGAAGUUGGUAUCGAAAAUAUACUAAAUAAACGAGUUGAAAGUCCAGCCGUAUAUUUAUUCGUACAUAAAGUCCAAGGCAUUGAAGAAAUAAUCACAGAAAUUGCUAAACGUUUCUCUUUUUGUUUUGGAGAUGAUAUGAAGCCAGUGGAAAUAGAAAGUAAAGAUUUUACCUCACAAGAAGCGGAGUUCGACUAUGGAUACGCAAUUGAAAAGUACAAAAGUAAAAUAAAAGAAGGGAAAGUUAUUCUUAUUGCAAAUCUUAAUGAAAUUCCAGCCGGUGCUGCACGAGCGCUCCACACUAUAUGCGAUACUAUUAGUCCAAUUGCUAAUGAAGUUAUUAUCAUUUUAAAACUUGCUGUUCCUGAUUUAGAAGGGCACGCUGUGCAAAGUGCAAGGAACACUCUUGAAAAUCUAUGGGGUUCAAAAUUGAAAAAUAAUGAGUUAGAUGCAUUAAUAACACGUGUUACGGAAGAUGUUAUUGCGUUACGUAGCUGAGAACUAUUCUAAAAUGAAUGAAAUUAAUUUUUGUUAUACACUACAAAAAUCUGGAAUUGCAGUACCUCGGAAAAAUCAAAACUAUUUUCAAUUAACUGCUCAGACUUCUUUAUCAUAUAGGCAUUUUUAUCUGUUAUUCUAUUAUCACGAAUAAUACAUAAACAUUAUUAAUAUUAUUACAUUUUCCAUUGUUUUGUAAGAUUAUCUAUUAAGGCGUGCAAAUCUUAUGUAUAUUUAUUAUAAAUAAUGUAGGAUAAAAUUAGUUAAGGAAUCUCUUAAAUUACUUUACUAUUUAAAAUGCAUUUACCGCUAAUUUCUAAUAUUAAGAAAUAUAUAUAAU